Molecule: messenger RNA, 758 nt
Organism: Gadus chalcogrammus (walleye pollock)
Lineage: Eukaryota; Metazoa; Chordata; Actinopteri; Gadiformes; Gadidae
Gene: emp1a
Product: epithelial membrane protein 1
Exons: 5
Coding region: 99-578 (159 amino acids)
Cellular component (GO): plasma membrane
Source: RefSeq, a predicted model, not a curated record
GGGAGAAAGUAGGGUGAUGUGUAUCCUGUGGAUCCGCCGCUGUUGUGUUUCGGAUUGCAAACAAUUCUCGUGCGUCAAACUGCAUACAGUGAGCCAUCAUGUUGAUCCUGGCCGGGAUAGUCCUCCUGCACAUCACCACCAUCAUCCUGCUCCUGGUGGCCACCGUGGAUAAUGCUUGGUGGAUGACCGAUAAGCUGUCCACAGAUGUGUGGGGACGCUGGGUGCUCCAAGGGAACGACUGGCACUACAAGGAGCUGAACCUCGCCGACUACCCUAAAGAGUAUCUGCAGGUAGUGCAGGCCACCUCUGUCCUGGCCUGUAUCUUUGCCAUCUUGGCCCUGUUUGUGUUUGUGGCUCAGCUGUUCACCCUGGGGAAAGGACAACGUUUCACAUUCUCUGGAAUCCUGCAGAUGCUCUCUUGCCUGUGCAUCAUGAUCGCCGCCUCGGUCUACACCUCAGAGUUCAAGUUCCAACAGGAGGGCGGGUUUGGACACAGCUAUGUGCUGGCCUGGAUCUCCUUCGUCCUCACCUUCAUCCUGGCCGUCACCUACAUCGUCCUGAGGAAGAAGAGCGACUAGGGGGGGGGGGAUUGGGGGAUUGGUCUUGGCUGAAAUUAAUUUGGGAAAGAUUUAUUUUUUAUUUUUUAAAAGGGGUUGAAUUGUAUUUGUCUUUCGAUGUGUUGAAUCUGCCACAGAUGUGAAGAUGAAAGCCUAGAUGAAGUGAGGGGGUUGAGAUGCUAUUUAGGCUGUAUGGGGAGU